This is a messenger RNA of Thamnophis elegans (Western terrestrial garter snake), 2382 nucleotides long. RefSeq names its product interferon stimulated exonuclease gene 20 like 2 (gene ISG20L2). The transcript has 3 exons. Bases 634 to 1689 code for a protein of 351 amino acids. The record is from RefSeq and is a predicted model, not a curated record. Gene Ontology annotation, cellular component: nucleus. Gene Ontology annotation, molecular function: nucleic acid binding; 3'-5'-RNA exonuclease activity. Lineage: Eukaryota; Metazoa; Chordata; Lepidosauria; Squamata; Natricidae.
GCGGCGGUUUCCAAGCUACGGGGAAGCCCGGCGGAUCGACUUCCGGCGUGACCGGAAGUUCCCCCGCUGGGGGGCGGAGGAGGCGCUUCCGCAUCCGGGUCGGCGGUGCCGUGGCGGCGGUGCCAGGUGGGCGCGGGGUCUCCGGGAGGGAGGGAGGGAGGCAGGUCCCGCAGCCGCCCGUGACGCGCCCGGCGGGGCCGCUGUGAUGCCUCCGGAGCCCCGCCGCGGUCACAAAGCCGGGCCUGCCGGGGGAGGAUGAGGAGGGGGAGGAAGCCUGGCCGGCCAGCCACGCCCCGAUCGCCUCCCCGGCCCCGCCGCCCGGAAGGAACCGCUCAGGUGCCGAUGGGGCCGGUGAGGAGGCCGAGAGGGUCGCCGGGCUGCGCCCCCCCCCCCCGCCUUUCCCCCCCCUCCCUCCCCCCCCCUCGGGGCCCCCUUCCAAGGGGGGAGGGGCGGAAGGGGCUCCCGGGGAUUCACCCCCCUCCCUCCCUCCGUCUCUUGCAGGGCAGCCACGCCGACCUGCCCGUCUCCUCCUCCUCCUCCUGCAGCCGGAGGAGCCCUCUAUAGAGAGCCGCCUGCUGCUGCUGCUGCUGCUGCCUGCCUGAUCCGGAGCCGCCUCCUCCUCCGCUGGGCGCCAUGUCGGACCUCCUGCUCAACCUGGAGACGGUGCUCCCACCCCCGCCAGCCCAGAAGGGCCCCGCGGGGGGCAACAAGAAGCACCAGCGCUUCGUCAAACGCCGGCAGUUCCUGGAGCGGAAGGGCUUCCUCAAGCAGAAGCAGCUGCCCCCCCAGCCGCCCCCACCCAGGCGGGACACCUCCCUCGGCUGCCCCGCGGGGCCCCACCGGCCCAAGAAGAAGCAGAGGGUGGAGGCCAAAGAGGGCGGCAAGCCCUCGCCGGAGGAGCGGCCCCCUUGCAGGCUCAAAAUGCCGCCCAAGGAGACCUCCGGCUCGGGCGCCGUGGAUCCCACAUCCUGGACCUCCGGCUCCUCGGCAGCGGCGGCUGCGUCGUCAUCGAGGAAAACGGGGAGCGGUGCCGGGAAGCCCAACGGGACCCUCUGCAGCCGGGGGGACGUUCCCCGAGUCGACCUGUUGAGCGAAUUCAAGAGUGGCCUCCCUGAUGCGCCGGGGCUCGCCAAGCCCAGCAAAAUGGUGGCCAUUGACUGUGAGAUGGUGGGCACGGGGCCCGGCGGGCGCAAUAGUGACCUCGCUCGAUGCAGCGUGGUUGGCUAUUAUGGCGAUGUGAUGUACGAUAAGUACAUCCGUCCCCUGAGCCCCAUCACCAAUUACCGGACUCGGUGGAGUGGCAUCCGGCAGCACCACAUGAGAGACGCCGUCCCCUUCAAGCUAGCCCAGAAAGAGAUUCUGAAGCUUCUCUCGGGGAAGAUUGUCAUUGGCCACGCCAUCCACAACGACUUCAAAGCCCUCAAAUAUUUCCACCCCAAAUCCUUGACCAGGGACACCUCAAAAAUCCCCCUGCUCAAUCGGAAGGCCGGCUUCCCCGAGAAUGAGUCGGCCUCCCUGAAGCGGCUCACCAAGCAGCUCCUGCACCAAGACAUCCAGGUUGGUCACAAUGGACACUCGUCGGUCGAAGAUGCCAGGGCUACCAUGGAGCUGUACAAGGUGAUCGAGGUGGAGUGGGAGAGGCACUUGGCCACCUCCCCUCUCCAGGACGGACCGCCGGACACCACGUGACGGCCCUUGGCCAAGAGCCAGCUGGCCUGGACUUGACGGAGCGAGAGCUGCAGAUGCGGCAGAAGCUUUCGGAGGGAGGGGCAGAGGAGGGGAAGAAGGCGUAGCUGACCUGAGGGGUGGGUGGGGGUGUGAGAAGGACGAGUCCAUUACAUUGUCUCCAGCUGAGGCCCACAUCGGUGUCUUCCUUGCAGGCUUCUUGGGAGCCCAUCCAGCCCUGAGGCGGGGGGGGGGGGAAGCCCUGCUUGCCUGCCGGAGCUCUAGGGUGGCUGGUGCCUCCCCAGAGAUGGGGGAGGGAGCAGGAGCGGGGCCACAACCACAGAGGGCUUCCUCAGCCGGUGGAGCGGUUGGGCACAGCCCUCCCAAUGCCCCCCGGUGCUGAAGGCUUGUAAGGAGCCUUGGGGCCUCCAGGCGGCUGAGGCUGCCUUAUUCAAAGGCAUCGGGAGUUGCUCCCCUCUCUUGAAGGUUGGGGGCAUCCCGGCUGCAGGGGCCACUCGGGAUUGCCCCCUUCAGCAGCCGCCUGGGGCCCCGUGAGCGCAAGGAGGCCUCCCGCUUCGCCUCCAGGGGCAGCGUUUGGUCCUCCAACAGGCGCUGGGGACUUUUAAUCGUCAAGAGGCGCCUUCCGGUCUUGGCACACCGUCCGUCCGUGUCAGAAGAAGGAGGGGGGGGGCGCCUGGUUUUUAUGGCUUGUGUUGG